Molecule: messenger RNA, 793 nt
Organism: Acanthopagrus latus (yellowfin seabream)
Lineage: Eukaryota; Metazoa; Chordata; Actinopteri; Spariformes; Sparidae
Product: histone H4
Exons: 1
Coding region: 468-779 (103 amino acids)
Biological process (GO): nucleosome assembly
Cellular component (GO): nucleosome
Molecular function (GO): structural constituent of chromatin; protein heterodimerization activity; DNA binding
Source: RefSeq, a predicted model, not a curated record
GUAGCAAUUUUAAUCAGGAAAAACAUCGAAUACAGUGAAAUGGAUUACGGUCUCUCAUCACAACAACUCAACGGAAAUGAAUAUGUCGCAAUAAAAAUACAAAAUCAUCUGCACCAUUUUAUGACAAUCAGCAUCUACUGUCCCCCUGGAAUAAGACCUUCAGCAGAACUGUUUCAAGCCAUCACCACCUCUGACCACACCCUCAUCAUGGGAGACUUCAAUGCAAAACACACCGACUUUUACACAAGAGCACUUUAUUUUGUUUCUCUCCCUCUCGCGUUGGUUCACUUACGUCCUCCUUCCUCCAGAGUCCAGCCCCUCCCAUCUCUUGCCGCUCACCAAGCUCCACCCAUAACAAUGGGUAGAAAAGGGCAGACGCCUGGAGCUACUCGAUCUACUCCACCAGGCUCAAGAGCUCUCGACUUAGUUACAAGGCAGACUUAAAGCAGUCAUCUGUAAGCAUAAAGAUGAGCGGAAGAGGCAAGGGAGGAAAAGGACUCGGUAAAGGAGGCGCCAAGCGUCACCGCAAAGUCCUCCGUGAUAACAUCCAGGGAAUCACUAAGCCCGCUAUCCGCCGUCUGGCUCGCCGCGGUGGAGUCAAGCGUAUCUCCGGUCUCAUCUACGAGGAGACCCGCGGAGUCUUGAAGGUUUUCUUGGAGAACGUCAUCCGUGACGCCGUCACCUACACCGAGCACGCCAAGAGGAAGACCGUCACCGCCAUGGAUGUGGUGUAUGCUCUGAAGAGGCAGGGCCGCACUCUGUACGGCUUCGGAGGCUAAACUGCUGCGUCCUG